CCUGCGAUAGCCACGGGGCGAGGUCGUCGGUUCGGGGCAGAGAGGCAGUGCCUGUGCUGGUCCGUAGUAGUUUCGGCUCAAGGCCGCUCUGGCGCAGGGCGGCUCGUCCCGCCGCUGCGUCUCCAGCGGCGCAGCGCGGGCCAUGGAGCAGGGCAAGAAGCGCCAGGCGGACCCGCUCCCGGAGCUGAAUCCACGCACCUACACGGUCCAGAGAGUGUUGGGGAGAGGCUCGUUCGGCCUGGUGUACCAGGCGAGUGUCGAGGAGUCGGGAGAUACCGUGGCCCUGAAGUCCACGCGCAUGAAGAAGGCGGGGGGGGACUCGUGGAUCCAGAUGAACGGCGAGAACGAGCGCGAGGUGCAGGUCUUGAAAGAGUUGGACGGGCAUCCGAACAUCGUGAACUUGCGCGGUGCUUUCUUGACAAAGUCGGACGAUAACAACGGUGAGUACAAGUUGAACCUCGUUUUGGAAUACAUGUCUGACACCUUGCACCGAGUCCUCAAGCAUUACAUGAAUGUCCUCCGGAAAAACAUGGACCAGUAUUACGUCCAAUUGUACCAGUAUCAGUUGAUGCGGGGGCUUGCCUUCGUCCAUGGCCAAGGAAUCAUGCACUGCGAUCUGAAGCCGCAGAACCUCCUCCUUGACGGACGAACGCACACGCUGAAGGUGGCCGAUUUCGGCACGGCUAAACGGCUUCAUGUUGGCAGGUCGCUUUCAUCUUAUGUGUGCAGCAGAUACUAUCGGGCCCCGGAGCUCAUCCUAGGGGCCACCAAUUAUGGCACCAGUGUCGAUCUCUGGUCGGCUGGGUGUGUCCUGGGGGAGAUGAUUCUGGGCCAGCCGAUGUUCACGGGAAGCAACGGGAUCGAUCAGCUGGUGCAGAUAAUAAAGGUCAUGGGCACUCCUUCUCCCAAGGAGCUGCAGGCAAUGAACCCCUGCUACCCGCCGUACUCUUUCAAGCCCGAUGUCGCACCGCUGACAUGGGAUGAGGUGUUCAAGCACAUGGCCUCGCGGGAUGCGUGCGACCUGGCGGCGCAGCUUCUGAAGUUCGACCCCGCUGGCAGACUGCCGCCCUUGUACUGCCUCAUGCAUCGGUUUUUCGACGGCUUGCGAGCAGACGAGAAGGAGGAGCACCGAGUGCUCUUCGACUUCCUGCCGGACGAGCUCAUGUGGUGCAGCUCGAGUGAGAAGGAGCGCCUGGUGCCGCGAUGGAUGCAGACACCUGCUGGCUAGAGUGCGGGCGCCUGUCGGGCGCCUGGUGGUGCUCACGGCCGUCUCCUCGCUGCUGCUUCCAUGCCGUCCUCGUGCUGCAGGCGGGGGGGGGAACAAGAACAGGCUGUGCUUGCUCUGGCAUGCAGCGGAGGCCCGAAGAGUUCAGCGAUCGAUGCGUUCCAUUUC
Messenger RNA from Prorocentrum cordatum, 1393 nucleotides. NCBI's taxonomy places the organism in Eukaryota, Dinophyceae, Prorocentrales, Prorocentraceae. The record is from the annotation of a GenBank genome assembly.